Ixodes scapularis (black-legged tick) is the source of this 549-nucleotide messenger RNA. Its product is annotated as venom peptide MmKTx1. The record is from RefSeq and is a predicted model, not a curated record. Bases 117 to 422 code for a protein of 101 amino acids. NCBI's taxonomy places the organism in Eukaryota, Metazoa, Arthropoda, Arachnida, Ixodida, Ixodidae. The transcript has 3 exons.
GCAAGAGAUACGCAAGUAAGGCCAGACUUGGAAGCUGAAAUUAGAGCACGGGUGCUGCCGCAGCAACGAUAACUCUUUCAGACUUCAGUCGCACCAGAAAACGGCAGAACGCCAAGAUGAAGCUCCCGACAACACUACUUUUGGGCCUCGUGGUCUCAAUUUCGAUCUUCAAGGUUUCACUGGCCGAACCACCCUUCAGUGAUGUUGAAAUCGUAGACGGGAAAUGCACGUACGGGAAUUACACCGUGGCAGAUGGCGAACGACUAAACCUGGCUGAACCGUGCCAAACGUGGCAAUGCGAAGUGGAAGCAAAGCGCUUUUCUGUGUUGAGCUGCGGAUACAUUAUAAAACCAUCGAACUGCGAGCUGGAACGAGGCACUGGAGUUUACCCCGACUGCUGUUACCGGACAGUCUGCACUUGAAUACCCGCACUCUGCCUCUAUUACAAGGGCGGCUUACAGACAUCGCCUAUAUGCCACCGUAAUGAAACUAUGUGCUAUUUACCAUUAAUGUUUUAUGCUAAUAAAGCUAACAGCUAUCCCCCUCGUA